This is a messenger RNA of Oryza brachyantha (malo sina), 1711 nucleotides long. RefSeq lists its product as uncharacterized. The transcript is spliced from 2 exons. Gene Ontology annotation, molecular function: zinc ion binding. The coding region runs from base 369 to 1436 and encodes 355 amino acids. The record is from RefSeq and is a predicted model, not a curated record. NCBI's taxonomy places the organism in Eukaryota, Viridiplantae, Streptophyta, Magnoliopsida, Poales, Poaceae.
AUUGGGCAAUGGUUCUGUAGUUGGAAUUUGGUUUUCUUGUGUAUUGCUGAUCUCUAGAAGUCUAGAUAGUUAAUGCACAUGAAAUGCUUCUGACUGGGGCGAUGCAUAACCCAAUUAUUGGCUUAUUGCCAUCACAAAUUACUAAGAAAAAAAUAUUUCUGACCCACUUCUAGAAACUGUUGAGGUGUGGUUUGAACAGUGACACAUCUUUGGAGGAUCUUAUCUGCAAAGGUUGUUGGCUUCAUUGCUUUGAAGAUUUCAUGAAUGCUCUUUAUAGGCUUGCAUGACGUAUACUGGUCUAAGUACUUGUUUCAUCUGACCUUUCUAGGAAACUGUUAUGAUGUUUUAAACGAUUGCUUGGUAUUAAAAUGGACAACCUUGAAUGCACGGUUGGAGAAGAUAGCUUAAAUUUGCAGUGCAACCUCUGUGACUCAGAGGUAGUGCAUUCCAUGACAGAAAUCCUGCUUCGUGGAUUGGCCACUGCCUCAGUUGACAGCACUACUGGUGAUAUCUUCAAGAACCCAUCGUCUGUAGCUGUUGGCAUGAAGGCUGAGCUAGCAGAAUAUUUGAUUCAGAGAUCCACGAUGCUUGUUGGUGAGGCUGUGGAUGGAGGUGAGGAUCACUCAGAAGAAUUAAUAAAAGCAUCCAGUGCGCCGACGGAAUUCCUGUCAGACUUGAUCGAUGGUUUUGUAGCACCAAAAAGAAACUUGUUGAGCCAUGUAUCUGGGUUUUUGUCUAGCGAAAGCCGCUUGAACAAAAUUAAAGACUUCAUACAUAAGAUGGAGGCAGAGGACUGCUGGGCACUGGAUGGAAGAGAGUCUACUGCAGGGACCAUUCUGAAGAGCAUAGACAUGAAAUGCACUUUCCAUUGCCCUGAGAGAUUUGACACACAAGAUAAGCUAGCUAAACACAGAAGUAUGUGUAGAUUUAGGAUAGUAAACUGCCAAAAUGAUGGAUGUAUAGCUUCCUUUUCUGCUAAUCACAUUGAGAGGCAUGACUCUGUCUGCCUGUUUAAGGCCCUACCAUGUGAGCAGUUGUGCGAGCAGCAUGUUAUGCGGUGUGAGAUGGACAUGCACUGUGCAUCAGUUUGCCCUAUGAAGCUUGUUAAUUGCCCUUUUUACCAGGUUGGCUGUGAAACAGCUUUUCCGCAGUGUGUUCUUAAUAAGCAUUGUUCAGAGCUCCUUCAGACCCAUCUUCUGUAUAUUCUCCAACUGACUACAAGACAGGAGGCUUCUGUUAAUGAUAUGAAUCAACGGUUACACCUCCUUGAGAAGGCCCAGUCACUGAAUGAGCUAUCUGGGGCUUUAGAUGUCAGGACCCUUACUCUGACAACAAAGGAGCAAGAAGCAAAGAUUAAGCAACUUGAACGGGAUCUCAAAGUGCAAGAGGCCAAGCUGAAGAAACUUGAGAACGAGUUUAAGUUAGGGAAAGUGUGACUGUGGGAUGUCGUGAUUACAGUGUUAGUACCGUUCAUUGGUCAAACUAGGGUGGUAUAUGUUAGUUGCUGUAAAUAAUAACUAGCACUUCCAUACAGUUCACCAUACUUUUGGCUGUUCAUGUACAAUAAGAAGAUAUGGUUUAGAAAAAUCAGCUUCUCUUGAAUUCGCUUGUUAGUUUGAGGUAACAGUGUUUGAUCUUUCCUAUAUCAUGCAGUAAGUACAUAUAAAUUGUGGAGAUGAAGUGCAUUUGGAUCAUCUGCCAUCUCCUUCAA